AGCUCCUCCAAUAGCACCAUGGCAUCGGCGAAUCAUCGGGGCGGGCAUCGCGGCAUCGCCGGCGCUGGCGCUGCCGAUGGUAAUCCGGCCGGUUUACAAUUCGGUUCCGCCUGGUUUCAGCGCAAAAUCAAUCUAAGGCCGCAGCAUCGUGGCGUCCAUUUGGUCACCGAGGAGAUACUUAGACAAAUGCCGGAACUGACGCAAUUCUCUGUGGGAUUAUGUCAUAUGCAAAUACUUCACACCUCGGCGAGUUUAGCGUUAAACGAGAGCUGGGAUCCAGACGUCAGAGACGAUAUGGAAAUGAUGUUGAAUAAAAUAGUUCCCGAAGGUUUGCCCUACAGGCAUUCGUGCGAAGGACCCGACGAUAUGCCCGCACACGUGAAGGCCUGCUUUUUGGGCAGCUCACUGACAAUCCCCAUUACCGAUGGCAAACUCUCGCUGGGCACCUGGCAGGGCGUUUGGCUGUGCGAGCAUCGCGAUCAGGCCGGCAGCCGGAAGCUGGUCAUCACGCUGACCGGCUGUCCGCGCGAACAGGCCGUACGCAGUCCGCUGUCACCCGUCUCGCCCAUUGCGAGCACCUCCAGUUAGGGGCGGCCUCGCUCCACCCGCGACAGCCGGUAAUCGCGGGGGAGCGACAAUAAUGGCAUCAUUUCGUCGAGGAAGUUGAUACUACAAAAGAAUUUAGCUAGAGCCACCGCACAGCAGCGAGCGGCGGCCGUAAUUGCCGCUGGUCGUGGUCUAAUUGGAGCAACUGCAUCCGUUGCGGCGCCGGCGCCACCAGGUGCCGUGUUGCCCAUCGAUACGAAAACGCAACGUUUGCUGUUGCGGCAGCGUUUGCAUUUGAAUUUAAAUUUAAAUGUUAACGAAACGCUGCAGGAUGGCGUUGAUAUUGAUGAUGUUGAUGAGGAUGUCUGCGACGACGACGACGACGAUGAUGAUGAUGAUGAUGAUGAUUAUGAUCAGGUGGAGGAUGACAGCGUCGCGGAUGUCGUCGAUGCUCAGGGCAGUGGGCAUCGCCGUGUUGGUGAUAAUUUACAAACCGUCACAACAGUGCCUCAAACCAAACAACAACAACAACUAAGACAUAAGAUCACCGCAACAACAACAACAACAACCAGCUCAUCAACAGCAUCCAAUAGCGCAUUAGCUAAAUUCAAUCGCAUACUCGACUCUGCUAAACUGGAGCCACAUCGCGCCUCCUCCGCGUUCAGCAGCGCCACGCUGCAGCAACGCCUCGCGCUGGCUUAUCCAGAGCUGCAACAACAACAACAACAACAACAACAGCAGCAACAACAGCAGCAGCACGAGUUGCGGCAAAUCGACAACCUCCCACGUGGCAUUGCCGUCGUUAGCACUCCAUUAACCAUGCAAGCACUAGACACUAUAAAAACCAAGACGGCGGCAAUGUUGGAACAGCAGCAACAGCACAACGCAGCUGAUCAAACGAAACGAAAUGAUGUGCAUUAUUUGUUGAAACAGUUAAAUAGUUUUAGUGAUAUAGAAGAAAUAGAAAUUGUUGAUAUGAAGCAAAGAAAGCAGCAGCAGCAGCCAAAGCAGCCGCGGCAGCAACAGCAACAACAACAACCGCAGCAGCAGCAACAACAACAACAACAGCAACAACAACCCUCACAACGCACAAGCAAAGCUGCCUGCUCCAGCUCGUUGGAGCUAAUGCCCAUGUCCCGCUCCAUGCUGCCGCUAGCCUUGGGCUCGCCAUCGACACAGUCGCACAAGGGCAACUUUAUGGAGCAUGCCGGGCCGGGUGAGAGCAACAGCUCGACACGUCUGCAAUUCGAUGAUUAUUUAUUCGAAUCGUGCCACUAUUUGGAGACAAACUAUUUUGCCGCUACCUAUCGCACUGCCAUGGUCGAGAGCUGCUCGCACGAGUUCCGGCCCUCGACCGCCACACCGCCGACGAGCGUGCGCUCCGACAGCUUCGAGCUGCACGAACUGCAGCCGUCGAGCGUUAUAUGCAAGGCGGCGGCGCCACCAGCCAGGCUGGAUGCGGACUCACCGCCGCCGUAUCAGGCCGAGGUGCGCAUGACCAGCAGCGGCGUCCAGACUGAGCUGACCGUUGAGUCGCUCGCCCAGCUUAGCAGCAGCAGCAGCGGCAGCAGCGGGGCCAGUUCAGGCGGCACGCCUCAGGUGCCGCCGCUUUUCAUAUGCUGCUACACGCCCAUCGAUCGUUGGCGUGCCAGGCGUUUGGGCGCGGCAGCUGCCGCCAAGCGAGCCAAUCCCGAGAAGCACGGACAUCCCGUCUGACAGUGGAUCCGCAAGUAAAAAACCAAAAUAAAAACUGGCUCAAAAGCCGGCUGCGCUGUUUCAUUUGCGAUAUCAACAAGAGAUUCCAUUUCGAAGACAGUCAAUACAAAAAAACUUCGCCUAAAUAUUCAUUUUCCAAACAACAAUAACAAAAACAUGUACAAUUUUUUAUACACACCCACACACAACCAUUCGCACAUUUUUGCAAUACACUACCGGAAAAAAAAGGAAGAGUACAUUUUGAUAGACUUAAAUUUCAACAACAACAAAAAUCAUUUGGAAAUGUUGUAUAAAUAAUGAAAUGGAAAGGAAAUUUAAAGCAGAUGUCAUAAUAAUUAAACGGCAAUUGAAUUGUUUCAAUCAAAUAAAAUACAAAAUUAAAUGCAACAAAAAAAAAAACAAAUUGUUAACAAAAAGCGCAAAAAUAAACGCAAAUUUGGAGCCGGCGAAGGAGCAGGAGAACGUGAGAGCUUGUAUAGUAAGUUGUUUAAUAAAUAUAAUAAAAUAACAAAAUUAACUACUAACUAACUAAUUAAACUGAAACGAGGCGGCGCACACGCCAACAAAAAAAUAUAAUAUCAUGUUGUCCGCUUUCUCUGCCAAAUGCAUGAAUCCAAAAACAAAGACAGAAUAAAUUGAAUAUGGCAUGUUCCGAAUUUCGUGCCAGCAAAAUAUUUAGAGCAUAACUAUUGAGUAAGCUAAAAAUCAAUUAAGAGCUAAACAAAAUUACUAACCGAAAUUGUGGCGAAAGUGUUUAUCGGAACAUGCUGUUCAGUCACAUUCAUCAGCCACAGUUCAGCUGCGUGUGCGUUUUAUAGUCAAGUUAUGCAUCGAUUUUAUUAUAAAAAAAAAAAAAAAAACAAAAUAGCAAUUGUUACAACAAUUAACACUUAAAUAAACUAACAAACAACUAUGUUCCAAUUUGCGCUUUCGCCACAAUUUCGCAAAGAUUUCUCUUGCAUACUUCUUGGGGCAGCAGCUGCUCCAAAAAGUAUGCUACACUUGUUAUUGUGAAAUUUUCGCAAAACUGCAAUUCGGAACAUAGUUAAAUUUUUUUUUUUGUUUUUGUUAAUUUAAUUUGUAAGCCACAAGAAGAAGAAAAACAAAACCAAAAACUUGGAAUUGUUCGAGCACAAGCAGCGACUGCUUUUAGUUUUGUUUUCUCAUCAAUUGUGAAACGAAAAGUAAAGAAGCAAUAUUAGUUAUUAAACUUCUGUGAAUCAUGUGUAGAAUUUUGUCAAUUUGGUUCGUAAAGCUGGGAGAAGAAACAAAAUAUAAGCUUAACUAUUCAAUUAAUUAAUAACAAAUAACAUAACAUAGACAUAAUAUCACGAAGCUUAAAUGAAGACACGCGCUUUAGUUGAACAAAAUCCGUUUAGAACACAAU
Messenger RNA from Drosophila novamexicana, 3649 nucleotides. Its product is annotated as AF4/FMR2 family member 4. The record is from RefSeq and is a predicted model, not a curated record. NCBI's taxonomy places the organism in Eukaryota, Metazoa, Arthropoda, Insecta, Diptera, Drosophilidae. The transcript has 4 exons.